CCCUCUCUUGACGUAUUAUAAAGUAGCUAAGCAACUCUAACAACCACCGAGAAAAGCUUUUAAAAACUAACAUUGUUCGCAAAUAACUAAAUAGAAGUAUAUUGAAUGAUCUGCAAUGAGUGACUCACCAUCUGCUCCCUCAAUGGGGGUGCCAGAAUCCGGUUCAGCAAAAAAGGUCAAAUUGUUAGAUCCAGUUGGAGAAGAAAAUGAAAAUGUUCCAUCUACACCUUUAUCAAGGGAGAGUGAACCCAAAGAACGAAAGCCAGCAAUGUCCCCAACAAAAGUUGAUGCAAACAAGUUUGACAUGCUGUGUGAUGGUGUCCUUAAUUCUAUAACACUUGUUCAGUCUGCAUUAGCUGAUUUUCUUGCAUUAAAAGAUGAAAUGCUGCUUCAUACCAUCCCUCCCACCCUGAUGGCUCAACUUGCAAUUGUUAGUGGUAAAUUAUAUCGAAGUACCACUGACAUGUACACACCAGUUACGGAGCUUGUUCGGCUAGUCCGUGUUUACUCAGUCCCGUGGGAAGAGAAGAGCGCAGCACUGAAAAAACUUCACACAGAUUAUGAGAGCAAGCACAAACAACUAAAUAUCGCAAUUCGACGUCUGCAACUGUUAGACAUGCAGUCUCAGAGGAUUGCCCGUGAGAAACGGAUUAUGAACUGGGAGAAGUUGUUCUCAAAGCUGACAAGCUGCAAGGGACAUGGAAGGAGGUGGAAAUUCUUGAUUGACACUUUCAAACAGAAGGCUAAGCUUGGAGAAGCAAGUACGGAAAAGCGUGUUAAGAUUGUUGAGCCAGAUAAACUAGGACGAACCAAGAGCAUGAUUGGAUCAAAAGCUAGGAGUUCAAUGGGAAGAAAGAAGAAGGACGUAGCUGAGGAUGAGGCCUGGAAAGAUGAAAGUUUUCAUCAUCUUGUGUUUAAACUGGACGAAGAACCAAGGCUAGAGAAACCAUCUCUUGAUUCUGUCUCUGAGAAAAAUGAUGAAGAAGCUGAAAGUACAAAUGUGAAUGAGGACACAACAGAGACUGGUGAUGCACCGAGAGAAAGAAAGAGGUCCAGGGUAGAAGAUCAGUUACGAUUGGCAGUUCUCACAGGAAGUUUUGAAGAAAUGAAUGCUAUGGCAACCAUAGAUGCAGCUGAUUUACAAACACUUGAAGUUGAAUUGAAAGAGUCUGUAGCUGACACUACCGACCAGGUCCCUGCAAACUUUCCUGUUUACCCCAUCAAAACCAGUGCCAAGAACAAAGACCAUCUACCAUGCGGCACGGUGCGCUUGGCAUUUUUCUACACCCGUGUCCAUAAACCCUUCACCCUUGACAAACAGACAGGAUCAAAGUCAAUUAAUGAGAUAGUAAUGGAUCUGACUGACAUUGAUCUGCGGGUGACAAGGAAGGAGGACUUACCGUGGAACAAGGAAUACCGCGACAGAUGUCUUUCAGCUCUUUCAUUGAGAUCUUCAGAGUCUGAUAAACCAGAAAUGGUGACAAGAGCAGAGUUUGAUAUGCUUAUUGAACAACACAACCAAGAAAUUGAGGUCAUGCAGGAAGACUUUGAAACACGAAUAAAAAGCCUUGCUGAAAGUAUUGCGAAGUUACAAAAUGAUCAGCUGAACGCUCUCAUGAAUCCUCAACUACAAGCUGGAGAUGGACGGUUCGGCUCACCUUUGCAUGGUUGGACUACAGAAGACAGGAAGAUGUUGGGGUCCAAGAACCAAAAACUUUCACAAUCAAAACAAAAAAGGCAACCAAAAAAUCUUCCCAAGUGGGGUAGUGAUUUACCAAAGGAUUUCUUCGAGCGACUUAAACUUUUCAAUGAGGAGAGCAUUCGACAUCAACAAGAAUUAGCGGACCGUGUGAAGGAAGAAGUUCGUUGUGUGAUAGAACAGCAAUUGGCGGGACAGUAUAAGCUUAGUACGCCUGCCACACAAGCAUCUGACCUUGAGAAAGAUGUUUGUUUACCAGCAGUUUUUAUGCCAACAAAAACAGCGCAGUUGUAUAAUCCUAGAGCACAUUCUUACUUCCAUCCAUCAGGUUCGACGGGACGUCUGCGACUGACCCAGCCACCGUCAAUGUUCCAGUUACCACCACUUCCGUCCAAUAAUCGCAUGUCUGUUAUAAAUUUGUUUGAUAUUCGUCGUAAUUUUGAAGAUCGUGGUCCAACGUGGACUAGUGCCCUUCAGCAACCACCUACCAACAUAGCCUCUUCUCAACCAGUCACUGUGCAGUCACCGACUAUUAUGGAGACCCUGGUUAGUGUAGAUGAAGAGCCCACUAGAUCAGCAACAUUUUGAGAUGCUUGUGUUGUGACUGGGGCACAUGUAAUAAUAUUUCCACCGUCACACGUUAUACCCCAACUCUUUCUCAAUUCCACUUCUUUAAGACUCAUCUUAUUCCAUAGUUACCUGGUUUUUAAGCGCUGUGGGACUGCCGGCAAAAAGCACUAUAUAAAUAUUCAGAUAUUUUUGUUAUUAAUAAUCUGCGGUGGGCGCUUAAGUUCACAGAGAAGCAAGUGCCGUUUUGCCAAGUGCGAUUAAGAAAUAACUGGUUUGUAUUGCGCUUAGAUAUAUAUUUGGUAAAAAAAAGUGCAAAUAGUCAAUUGAUCAAAAUGUAACAUAAAAUAUAAUAAAUAAAGAUGUAUAUUUUUUAUUAUGUUUAAAAAUAAAAGGCUAAAGUCAAUAGAUCAAAAUGUCUGUCUUAGGCAAAUAAAGAAGUCUUCCGUUUUUUAUAAGGUUUGAAAAUGAGAUUCAAUAGUCGAUUGAUCAAAUUAUCUUCCAAAAAUUUUGAAUAAAAAUGUUUGUGCUAAUGUGUAUAUUUUCCAAAUACGUAUAUGAGCAAAACUGCAGAAUACCCUCAAUGAAAUAAUGGAAUUGCCAGUCGUAUUUAGGCACAUUAUAUUUUUAGUGCUACCGAAUAUCCUAAAAAAUAAUGGAAUUGCCCAUCGUAAUCAGGGAUCUUGUUUUCUUGAGUCCUGCCUGAAUAUGUGAGGCAAUUUCAUUAUUUUCUUGUAUGCUCGAGGGUAAAAUAUCGAUUUUCCGUGACCUUGACCUUGUCCGUUGAACUUUUCUUCCGAAAAUUGAAAGCUGUGUUUCUUUGACUAUUCCACUGAAUUUUAUGAUGACCCAUUCAUUAGUUUUUGCGUAAUCUUGCUAACAGGCAAACAGCAGCGAAUACAUAACCUCCUUAAUGGAGAUAACAAACCGACUAAAGCCUACUGUCUCUUUGCAAGAACACCCCUCAAAAAUAAUAAAAGUGACUGAUCCCACCUCUGCAAUAUUUUUCUGCCUUUUUUACAAGCAAAUUGAACAACUAUGCAGUUGUAUGCAGGGGAAUUCCCGACGAUGGUCCAAGCUCCCCGGCAAGAGUUGUCCACACCUGAACGUUGGAUCGCCUCCCCCAGUCGGGAAAUAAAUUAAAUUUGUCGGAUAAUUUUUUUAUUAAACAAUAAUAACAUUUUGUGUUGAUAAUGGGAUUCUUUAUUUAAAAAGGAUAAUUUGAUAGAAACCAUGCAAGUUAAAAAAACCCCUGUCGGGGGUACUAACCCCCCUGCUGAAGGUACCAGCCCCGUCAUUAUUUGAGGCCUCCGCUGUUUCUUUAAUGGGGAAAAUAAAAACCCACAAAAAAUGCAAUUGUCGUCAUAAGGAUUUGAUGUUCAUGUCUAGGCAAGACAUAGUCCUCAAUGUGACUGUGUUGUGAAUGAAUUUGGAAUGGAAAAAUUGCCUCAUCUUCCUCAACAACAACAACAACUGUCGCUGCAUAAUUUCCCGCAUAAACCCUUCUUUUUUGGUCAACUUUACUUUUUCGCUUUAUAUAUCAAUAAAAUGCAACAGAAACAUUUUGUCUUGAGUACGGUUUUAUAUCUAUUUUAUCAUUCACCACAUAUUUUAAUCAUGAUGAUUAUCUCAUAAUAUUGUAAUACUGUAUGUAUUAUAUUCAUAAUAAAAAUUGUUUCAUUUAUAA
Messenger RNA from Anneissia japonica, 3953 nucleotides. RefSeq lists its product as uncharacterized. The transcript has 17 exons. NCBI's taxonomy places the organism in Eukaryota, Metazoa, Echinodermata, Crinoidea, Comatulida, Comatulidae. Bases 116 to 2287 code for a protein of 723 amino acids. The record is from RefSeq and is a predicted model, not a curated record.